Messenger RNA from Galendromus occidentalis (western predatory mite), 1066 nucleotides. Its product is annotated as next to BRCA1 gene 1 protein. The transcript is spliced from 10 exons. The record is from RefSeq and is a predicted model, not a curated record. Gene Ontology annotation, cellular component: phagophore assembly site. Bases 147 to 950 code for a protein of 267 amino acids. NCBI's taxonomy places the organism in Eukaryota, Metazoa, Arthropoda, Arachnida, Mesostigmata, Phytoseiidae. Gene Ontology annotation, molecular function: ubiquitin binding. Gene Ontology annotation, biological process: macroautophagy.
ACACUCGGGCAAACGACGAAGUUAGUGGUGAGAAACUCAACGCGACGACAGCUGUGUUUCAUUGAGAAGCCCUAACGUGUGCGUGCGUCUUCGUGGAACCGGGAAAUAUGUAAUGGAUUGAAUCAUCCGAAGAUAACUCAGAAGCCAUGGAAAGAGUUGAAGUCCGACUCAACUUGGAGGUUCCUCGCAAUUCGUGUCUGUAUGAGGUUCGGCAGUUGAUAGCUUCAAGAUUCGACAACAUCCACUGGCUGGAUCUUUGUGAGGACGAUCAUCGCGUUUGUGAUGACAAAAGACCUCUCAUAGCGUCGAUACCCAGCGUGACAUCCGAAUUGGGAUGCGAAUUCGUGGCCGACGAAACCUACCCAGACUGGUGCAUCGCCGAACCCGGCACAGAUAUCGAGAAAAGCUGGAAAGUACGGAACAAUGGAUGUCGGAGAUGGCCCGAGGGAACUCGUUUGCGUCAGUGCUGGGGAGAUCUCAGCAAGGCUCAAACGGCGUCUGUACCGGCGCUUGACGUGGACGAGGAAGGCGACGUGAGAGUGCCAAUUUCUCUCCCAACUCACAACGGAGUUUUCCAAGCUCACUUCAGGUUGUAUCAUCCAGACUUCGGAUAUUUCGGGCAUAAACUUUGGUGCAAUCUGAUUCUUCGGGAAGAAAGCUCCGUUCAGGAUGUCUCGAGUGACAUAUUGGAUGAUUUGGACGUGGAACUCCCUCCUUGCUUCGAUAUCGACUACAACGAGGACCUCCUUCGGAGGCAGGUUCAGAGCUCUCCGACGGCUUUCCGGCACAAGCCGCGUCAAGAGCAAUACAGACUCGAAGCCGAAGCUCUUCCCGAAGCAUUCAUAACUGGCGCCUUGAGUGCGUGUUCUUCAAUAUACAAUGUGGCCAAGGCCCUAAUUGAACCUCGAUCUCACGACGAGAGGUCGUCUGCGAAUCGCCCAAAGCGCUGAGGCGUCGCACAAAACUUCACCCUUCAUGCUGCGGACGAUCGACCUCGGCGUCUCAUUGAUUUAAGCUGUGUAAAGUCAUUCAUGUAAAGCAAACAGCAGGAUAAAUGCUUUUACAA